AUGGGCUACGAGCUGUGGCUGCGGCUGCCGGACGAGGCGCGCUCGCUGCCGCCUCCGCCGCUCCUCAACGGGGGCUCGCUCUACAUGGCCUUCGUCGGCUGGGCCGUCGCCUUGGUCUCCAACGCCAUCCACCACAGGCCCAUCCUGGGGUCGGGUAUCCCCAGACAACUCUAUGCUGCUUCUGUGGGAUUUUAUGUCGGCCAUUACCUGACCAGGCGAGCAGCUUACUGCAACGCUAAAAGAGACCGAGACAUGGCCGAUUAUAUCCGGCGUCAUCCCGAGGAUUUUAAGGCCACGGAAAAGAAAACCAUGGCAGAAGUUCUGGAGAAUUUCCACCCCAUUCGCUGA
Molecule: messenger RNA, 348 nt
Organism: Euleptes europaea (tarantolino)
Lineage: Eukaryota; Metazoa; Chordata; Lepidosauria; Squamata; Sphaerodactylidae
Gene: NDUFC2
Product: NADH:ubiquinone oxidoreductase subunit C2
Exons: 3
Coding region: 1-348 (115 amino acids)
Biological process (GO): mitochondrial electron transport, NADH to ubiquinone
Cellular component (GO): mitochondrial inner membrane
Source: RefSeq, a predicted model, not a curated record